Messenger RNA from Aspergillus ruber CBS 135680, 1274 nucleotides. RefSeq names its product Rab family GTPase. NCBI's taxonomy places the organism in Eukaryota, Fungi, Ascomycota, Eurotiomycetes, Eurotiales, Aspergillaceae. The record is from RefSeq and is a predicted model, not a curated record. Gene Ontology annotation, cellular component: recycling endosome. The transcript is spliced from 6 exons. Bases 188 to 820 code for a protein of 210 amino acids. Gene Ontology annotation, biological process: exocytosis. Gene Ontology annotation, molecular function: GTP binding; GTPase activity.
CCGGGGCCUCGAAUGAAUACAACUACUCUCAACUUCCCUUUUGCUACGGACCAGUCUGGCAUCUGUUCCGUGUCUGUGCUUUUUCUUUCCUUCCAUUCUUCCUCGUGACGGCUCGAAGCCACGUCGAAUUUCGUACCGUUUUUUCUAUCUAAAAAGAGUGCUGGUCUAACUCCCACGACUACCCCUCAUGGCUAACGACGAAUACGACUUUCUCUUCAAGGUGGUGUUGAUCGGUGAUUCGGGUGUCGGAAAGUCCAACCUGUUGAGUCGUUUCACCCGCAACGAGUUCAACCUGGACUCCAAGUCGACUAUCGGUGUCGAAUUCGCAACCCGCUCCAUCCAGGUCGAUUCCAAGACGAUCAAGGCUCAGAUUUGGGAUACUGCUGGUCAGGAACGUUACCGGGCGAUUACCUCGGCCUACUACCGUGGCGCGGUUGGCGCUCUCCUCGUUUACGAUAUUAGCAAACAUCAGACCUACGAGAAUGUCAACCGGUGGUUGAAGGAGUUGCGGGACCACGCCGAUUCCAACAUCGUCAUCAUGCUGGUCGGAAACAAGAGCGAUUUGAGACACCUGCGGGCAGUGCCCACGGAGGAGGCCAAGCAGUUUGCGAGCGAGAACAAUUUGUCAUUCAUUGAGACCUCUGCCCUUGACGCCAGCAACGUCGAACUUGCCUUCCAGAACAUUCUGACAGAAAUCUACCGCAUCGUCUCCAGCAAGGCGCUCGAGGGUGACUCGCCCCAGAACCCGCUUGGGGAACGUCGCCAGGUCGUCAACAUUAGCGAGUCGCAGGAUUCGGAGCAGAAGCAGGGCUGCUGUUAAACGACUUCUCUUCCUUUCUCCUUUUGUCUUUUUUUAAAUCCCCUUCUUGCUAUGUGAUAAUUGAAUGGUCUUAUUUUGGUCUGUCUUAGCCUCCGGAUGACAGACUCGCACAUUUUAUGAGGUUUACUCAUCAUUCGCCAUCGAAUCCUUUUAUUAAAUGGACUAUUUUCUUUUCUUGUGUUCGUGGCCUCUGCUUUCGGUUUUAUGAUUAGCUCUUGAUGGCUCAUGUAUGUUAUGUGAUACUGGUUAUGGAUCAUUGAAUCGUAUUCUAGUUUAUUUUGACUACUUUAGCGGUUCAUCGUAUCUGGACAUCGUAUUCUUCAUGCCAUUUCCUCACCACCUUACCACGGCGCGCCUGCGUAUAUCUGUCGUGACCACGAGGCAAGCCAGCUGUCAUUUCUUUAUUCAUCAGGCCAACUCUGGUAAAUCGACACUGCGCGUGCAGUAUUCAUGC